Molecule: messenger RNA, 1012 nt
Organism: Brassicogethes aeneus
Lineage: Eukaryota; Metazoa; Arthropoda; Insecta; Coleoptera; Nitidulidae
Source: the annotation of a GenBank genome assembly
AACAAACCCAAAGUUGUGUCAAAAUAUUCUGUGGUUGUGUGAUGUCUAUAAAGAAAAACAAUAUUCUUCUUAAUUGUGAAGUAAUUAUGGAUUAUCAUAAUAUUAGUAUAGAAGAAGGAAAUAAUGAAUGCAGGAAAAGGAUUAGCAAACAAAGUAAGCGCGAAGAACGCAAGAAACAAAAGUAUUCAGAUAAAGAUCCUGCCCUGGAAAAUUUUAAACGACCAUGCAAUCAUGAUGGAAAAUCCUAUGCAUGUUGUAAUAUUACCUUGGAAGACAUUAAACUUCUUAGAAAGGAAUUUUAUAGUGAUGCAGAUAAAUUUCGUCAAGAUAUACAAUUGUGUCAAUAUAUUUCUGUUGUGCCUGCCAAACGACGUAGAUCGAUGAAGGAAAUAAAGCAGAGAAAUGCAACACUUUGUUAUUUGCUUUAUACAGCCAAUGGACAGCCUGUAAGAGUUUGUAAUGCCUUUUUUACCUCUGUUUUUGAAAUAUCAAAACAUAGGAUUUUAACUGUUGCAAAAGGUACUGAUUCAAAGGAAAGAAGAGGGGGUGAUCGGAGGUCUCAGAAGAGCGCAAUUAAAAAGGAAAAAGCACGAAUUUUUAUAAGUAAUUUGCAAGAAAAAGAAAGCCUUUCUGUUAAAGAAUUUCAUAAGCUUUAUGUGAAACAAUGUGAGGCUGAAGAUCAUGUUAGUUAUGGUAUGUUUAGGAAUAUAUUUUUAAGUGAUUGAUCUUCAAAAUGCAAUAAAAAUCCAUAAUGUUUCAAAUUUGAGGACAAAUCAGGUCUUAAGGAAGUAGAGAAUUUUAAAAAAUACCUGUGGUGACAUCCAAAGGAAAAUCUACUAAAAUGUAAAAUUACCUGAGAUUGGCAGAUGUAUUAGGUCAAAGAAUUUAUUAAAAAAGAACAAUUAAGUUACUAUUAAAGUAAAAACAGUAAUUUUGUUUUUUUAGGGAAAUAAACACGAUUUCCAAAUAAUUUGUUAUUUUGCUUGCAAAACCCUAUUUAUCAAAUAUUUUU